AUGGUACAGCAGCUUCUCACCUACCAGAAAAACAUCACAGCUGAGUCUGGGCAGAACAUCUCGCUGCCAUGUCGAGCUCCAACUAAUAAUAAGCAGAUCUUGGCUGUUCAGUGGAGCAGAGCUGACCUGAAGCAAGAAUAUGUGCUUUUGUACAGAGAUGAGGUUUUUGUUCCAGACAACCAGCAUCCAGCUUUUAAGAACCGGGUGGAUCUGCAGGACAGACAGAGGAAGGAUGGAGACGUGUCUUUGAUUCUGAAGAAUGUGACGAUUAAUGACACUGGAACAUACGAGUGUCGCGUCUUCAGGAGAGGAACAAACCACAGGAUUAGAACCAUCAGCCUGAGUGUUGUUCCUCCAUCAGAUGGAGAGGAGGAGGGUGGAGUCAGCAGAGGACGCUUUGGACUGGUAGCUGCUCUGUCUGCUUUUGUUGUGAUCAUCACUGUGAUAGUUGUGAUCUCCAAGAAACAGAAGAUGAAGAAUACUCCCACUUCCUCCCCAUCUUGAGGAACUAGCUUAUAUGGCUCUGGUCUAAAACAGAAAACUGAGAACUUUUCUUUGAGGGCAGAAGAAUAACCAGAGUCUGAC
Messenger RNA from Oreochromis aureus, 585 nucleotides. Its product is annotated as coxsackievirus and adenovirus receptor homolog. The transcript has 3 exons. NCBI's taxonomy places the organism in Eukaryota, Metazoa, Chordata, Actinopteri, Cichliformes, Cichlidae. The record is from RefSeq and is a predicted model, not a curated record. Bases 1 to 504 code for a protein of 167 amino acids.